AUCCGACGUUCACCGGCUGUGCUCAGCCCCGUCGCCGACGACGAUCGUCCACGUCGCGCUACGUCGGCUAUGUCGAUCAUCGUCGCGGUUCCCGUCCUUGUACGCAUAUCGCGAGCGCCCGGAGACGCUGGUGCUGGCGGAUCGCGACCUCGCGCACCCCUCCGCGUCCUCUCCGUCGGGAAAUCGCCGUGGGUUCGUACGGGAAAGCGACGCGUACGAGCGUGUACGUACUUAACCAAAAAAAAAGUUCGGUCCUUCCGCGCAGCAGAAAAUCGGCAGCUUGGACGGGCGAGCCGACGUCGGGGUCGCGAUGACGAGGACGGCGACGACGUCUCCGUCGACACCGAACGAUCGUCUUCGGCUACCGCGGCAGAUAUUCUCCGCUGUAUACGUAUCUCGUACGCAUCCGCAAUUUUUCGUCCCGAAUGGUGGCAACAAUGGCUGGUAAAAUGGUGAGCGAGGGCAGGUCAAGCACACGUAUCGUCGGCGCUCGUAACUUCGCGGCUGGUUUUUCGCGAUCGAGGAGUCGCGUAGUCUCGAUUUCAUGACUUCCUCGUCGACACGAUCGCGCGGACCCAUUUCAAAUCGCUCGGCGGAGGCAUUGCGCCAUCCUCGGCGAAAUCGCUCAGCGGGCGACAACACGAUAUUGACUAUGCCCGAUUUGGGAAAAAUGUCCUCCGAAUUUUUUCACAUCGCCAGUUUAUUUGCCGCGGUUCGCCGCUCAUGCCACGAGGGGUACCGACAGCACUCUCCUCAACAACACUCGAAUAUGCUCUCGCAACGCGUGACGAUUUGCAGACCAGCAGUUGUCAAUGCGCGGCUGGUCUGUUUACCUCUAAAAUCAGAUAUUCUCGUCGUUUGUCAGUUGAUUCUCAAUCUACGACUCGGAUGAGUCUCUACCUUGGCUGCAAAUUGGGGGGAUCUAACAAUCGCCUCAAAUAUAGAAAUCGAACCGUCAGCCGAAUCUUUUGGAGAAAUACUCGUGACCUUCCGGGAGUUUUCCUCGGAUGUGUUAGAGGAAGUCUAUGGUCAACGAUCCUCAAAUAGCCGUAAUCGAAGACAUUUGGUGAGGCCCCGGACGAGGACUAGCCCUUCCUCGGACCAGUCGCAAUUCACUCGCUCGAGUUUCCACUUGGAAACGUGCUCACAAGGCUACCAAAACGUCGACCCCAUCGGUAAUCAAGCUAUCGGGGGGUGGAACAGGUGGCGGUGGGGAGCAACUGUCCCCAGGGCCUGGCCCACCUCCCCCGGUGUCCGCGGCCGGUGAACAGCAGAAACAACAGCAGCAGCGCGGCGGCGGCGAGGAGCGUACGAUCGACAAUGAAGCGGUGUUACAAGUUACAACUGGUACAACAAAGUCCGUACUGGAAGCGGAAGAGAAGGUGUAUGUGCAGAGCGCAGACCACCAUGCCACCAUGAGUUUCGUCCUACAGCUGGAUCCUGUCGGACAACCGGCGGCGGUAGUGGAGAACGUGGUGAAGAAAGGAAUCAGCGAUAGACAGCAGUCGGCAACGCCAACGUUGUUGAUCGCCUGUCCGUUAACAACCGCUACCUGCACAACCACCGCGGCGAACGCUGCGGUGACCAGCCUGGGCAGCAGGAGUAGCAACAACGAUGACGCCGUUGUCAACGACGGCAGAUCGUCGCAUUUGUUGCAGAAGAUAGAUGUUGCCGGCAAUAACCAGCAGGAAGUGCUACCGACAGCGGGAGCUGCGUCUUUCCCUACGCAGGUCAAAACCGUGCUGACCUACCCCGUCGCUAAGGGCGCCAGAGAGAUGCAGAGAACAAACACCACGCAAGUACUGACGACGCGGGUUAUCUCGCAGAAGCUACCAUCGUCCACCAGUAGCCAUCAAGUGCAAACCGUUCCGAUGGCAGUUGAUGUCAUCCCCCAGGCGAAUCAAAUAUUACCCAACUCGACGUCGUUACCGUCUCCCGUUGUCUAUCCUUUACAGGCGACUGCAUGCACGCAGCCUGUUCAGCCGGUAAGAAAUCAGACUGCAGUCGGCGAACUCAUCCAUGGUAAACAGCAGCAGCAGCUGACGGGAAUUAGCAAUGUGCAAACAACCUUGCAACACAAGUUGCACCAGGUAAAGACUAUCACCACCGGUACGGCCCCUAUAUCGCAUAUUCAGAGGAUACAUUUGAAAACAUCAAGUAUCAUCGGUCAACCGUCGCAAACCGUGAAUCUGCACAAGGUUAAGACUGUCGUAGGCAAUCAGUCCACUGCCGUGCAACGAAACUCCCUACCCAGGAUACAGGGCGUGCAGCAGAAACCGCAAGUGUUGACUAGCCAGAUGGUCAACCAGUUCGCUGUUAAUCAAACUAAUGCGAACGCGCAGAAGGUUCAGCAGAAUCCCGCGUCAGAAGGUAAAACUCUUAGGACCGGUGGUAACCUGCAGCAACAGAAGGCGCAGACCAUCAACGCGGCGAACGCACAAAAGAUAGUGCCAUCUCAAUCCGUUUGCAACAACCAAAAGGUAACGUCGCAGGUAUUGAGCAGCGUCCACCAUCACUCUAAUCAUAAAAUCCAACAGCAGCAAUAUCCGGUUAAUCAACAGACAACGCAGCAACAGGGUCUGCAGAAGCUGCAGACAGCUCAGAAAACUACUGUAGUAACCAGGCAGCAGCAGCAGUCUGCUGCGCCGCUAAAUAACGUCUCAAAAUCGUGUGGUAGUACUGUAGUAGGAAUUCACAAGGUUCAGGCACUCGGAACACAGACUGCGAACCUGCAGCAACAACAAACGCAAAUGCCUCAUGCAAAAUCACAGUCUACAGCGACGUUGCAAAAGUCCCAGACUAUGUCGACGAUGACCAACGUUACCAGCCGGAUACAAAACGCAGCCAACGUUUGCAAGAGCAACAGCGUACCGAAUAUCCCGAAGAUACCGCAGAAUUCUAGUGUGAUUGCAGUCAGCAAACAGCAGCAACAGCAAAUAGCGUCGCAUCACCAACAGCAGCAGCCACAAGCGUCAGUACAAUUGCAACAACAAUUGUUACAGACAGCACAGCAGCAGCCAGUCGUGAUGCAAAAAUCGCAGCAACAGCAGUCUGCUGCGAACGCAACUAAUCUACAAAUUCAAAAGAGUCAUAGUAUUACUAACGUGCAUCAAAAGGUAAUCACAACUAUGUCGAACAAUCAAAGAACUCAGGCUGUGAUGAGUUCUAAGAUGCAGCAACAACAGCAGACACUAAUGAGAAUAGGAGUACCUACGAAGGGUCAGGUGUUACAGAGUUCACAACCAGCGGGUUUGAAAACUGUCUCACAGAAAGUAGUAAAUCCUAUGAAAGCUGCAAACUCCCAAAACGCAGUUCCACAGCAAAAGAACAGCAACGUUCAAUCCAUGAAAAGUAUACAGCAACAGCAGCAGCAACAAAAUGUGAUCGCUUCGCAGAAUGCUCAAAAACAACCCGGAUGCAUCAAAACGAUUCCGCCGCAGAAACCUAUACAAAGGAAUCACGUCCAGAAAGUUGGCGGCGGAGGCGGUAUUAAGACUUCUUUGAAUACGAACGUGACCGCGUUAAAGGGCUCAGCAACGUCGACGAUCGUACAAAAGGCGAGUAUUAAAACGUUGCUGCCACAGCAAACUGUUGCGUCGAACAUUAUGGCGCAUAAGAGUUCACCAAUCAAAAUACAACAACAGGUGAUACAACAAAAACAACUGAUAAUGUCCUCACCGUUUGCUGCGUCACAGCAAAUUAGACAACAAAGCGGGCAACUAAAGAGCUUGCUGCCCGUAAUGGCCAAUGAAACACGAAAAGAUCCCGAAGACAUGAACAAUAUCGAAUUCCGGGUGUCUAAAGAAGACGAGCAAAGCGCUCCUAAAUCACCAGUGAGAAGAAUGCCACUUCCAUACGAGUGUCUCCAAUUUGUGCUCCAAGAUCAUAACUAUGGGGCACCACCGCCUCGCACACCGCCACCUCCAUCACCACCUCCUCAUCCGAAGCAACAGCCCAUUAACGGUGCUGGAAGUUCUACAACUACCUCUCAACAUCCGUACAUUUUCUGUCCAGUUGCGAGCAGUACCAACGUGGAAGAUGAUGCGGCUAGUGUUAUCAGCAGCGAAGCACGUGAAGCUGAACCGGAAGGAGAAGAGACGGAAACUGCUCCUGAAGGUGAAGGCGAUGAUGAGGACAGUGUUACACGAUGUAUUUGUGACUUCGAGCAUGACGAUGGAUACAUGAUAUGUUGCGACCGAUGUUUAGUUUGGCAACAUGUAGAUUGCAUGGGUAUAGACCGUUCGAACAUUCCCGAUGAAUAUCUCUGCGAGAGGUGUCGGCCACGGCGAGUGGACAGACAGCGAGCUCGCGCUUUGCAGAUGCGUAAGCGCGAGGAGCUACUUAACUCGGACACAUCGUCCGACACGUCGUCCACGAGUUCGGCGGACACUGACGUAGGGGUGAACGCGACGCAAAAGAAACGCUCGGUCCCGCAACAACAGUCCGUCCCGAGACGAUCCAAGUCCGACGCACCCGCACAGGUACGAAGAUUGAACAACAACAACAACAACAAUAACAACAACAACGUUGCGAAACGGCAGAGAAGGGACUCGCAUCCGCGACAAUCGAGUGCCGUGCGCAAGAAGGAGGUUGCAGCGAAGCGCGGGCCCGGUAAACGCAAAGCUAAGAGAAGAAUGAGCGUCGAGGACAAGGAAGAUGACACGCAGGACGGCUGGGGAUCGUCGAAUAUGGCGCCCUUGCGACAAUGGAUAGAGAGAUACGAGGAGGCAGUCACAAAUCACUACAGUCCCGAGUUACGGGCCAGGAUAUCGAGCAUCAAGGUGAACGGUACGCAUAGCGAUCUCAGGCAGAGUAACAUCAACGUCGUCGCCACCGGUAAAUGCAGACUCAACGUGCACAGUAACAAUCUCAGAUUUCUAGUGGCGACUACGUACCUUCCACCGAACACUCCAGUCGUCGAAUUGCGCGGCAAGUAUAUGCUCAGUACGCAGCAUAGACCGCAGCAUCCGCAAGGCAGGCAACAUGCUCAACGGCCCGGACCGUUCGUGUUCUUCUAUCGUCUGCCGCGCGACGGCACCGAGGUGUGCGUGGACACGCGGACUUAUGGUAACGACGCCAGGUUCGUACGACGCAGCUGUAAACCUAACGCCGAGGUAAAGCACUGCAUCGAGAAGGGCACACUGCAUCUGUACAUCGUGACGACUACUGCGAUCGAGAAAAACGCCGAGAUUACCAUCAAACACGAGCAGCACGACCUGCUGCUCUCCCCCAAUCCGAAUUCAUCCACAUCGCCCGUCGUUUGCGCAUGCAACAAUCCGCGGGAGUGUCAGAUAGCCACAUCUAACCAACUAAAUAGAAGAGGCAGUAACGGUGCUCUCGUCGAAAAUGCCGAUGGUAGAGAACGGCGGCGACGAGGUAGAAGGAACACUAUCUGCGAGGAGACCGAGCCCGCGCCAGCAGUUCCCAGCACAAGUGUUGCACAAACCACCCCAACCGUAACGACGAUAUCGACGGUGACUGCUCCACCACCUAGGAGGACCGUCACGACUGGAAUUACCAGCACAAUAACUCGCCAAGUUCCCAAAGAGGAACCGUCCGCAACCUCGGUGCAGCAACCUCAAACAUCGCCUAGUAUCAGCCAGUCGGCGCCGCCAGAAACGAAGAAAGAUAAGAAAAAGAUGACAAGGGAAGAGCGGAAGAUGGAGGCGAUCAUGAAGGCAUUUGAGAGAUUGGAAAAGGCGGAACAGAGAAAGCAGGAGGUGCAAGCGAGAAACGCGCAACGAAAAGAAUCCAGCGGCACACACAGUGACAACGAGGACAAUCACUCCACAACGAGUCAGUCAAAGAGCAAGCAAUCCAACUCCGAGAGACCUCUACGGAGGAAGAGGAGGAAAGGUCGUGCAAGGACUACGAGCACGUCUCAGUCACAGAGCACUCGAAGAACGCGAUUGAACUCGGCGGAAUCUGACGUAUCCUCCGGUGACGAGAGCAAUUCCAUGCAGUCGCCACCUCUGUUAAGUCAAACGCGCCCACCAAGCGGAGACGUCUCUUAUUCGUCUCAGUUACACACACCGGCAAAGGACACGAGCGACGUCAGCAAUACUGCACCGUCCGGUCAUCAUCAGGGCAUUCCUACGGCGGCUGGCUUGCUAUUAGCUCUGGCGAACUCGAAUGCACCUCCAGGUCCUCCGAGUUCACCACCGUUGCAGCAACCUACACCGGUGAAGAGUCCAACGUGCGACAGUGGUGCUAGCAGUAGCUCCCAAAGUUCCACACCAUCUACGCCGUUGUCGUCUGCUUGUCUGUUGGUGGCUGCCGCGGUUGGCCCGUUGGCGCCUGGCUUGAAGUUUCCAAAAACGAAGAAGGUGUUGAUGAACGAAUGGCUGAAGGAAUCGCCGGAUCUACCACCGCCGCAAGCCAGCAUAAUACCCCAAGUAUCCCCAUUGUCGGCCUUACCAACGGCGUCGGCCUUACCAAAUUCUAUAAAUUCCGCGCUAUGCAUCAGGCAGUCGGAUUUCCCACUGCCAUCCACCACCGUGGAUCCGUCCGCGGAAUUUUUGUCGCAGAGUUACGCUGCCAAAAGCUUGGCUACACUUGUGCAAGCCGCCAACUCAGUGUCGGGCAUAUGCGACUCGCCACCGCAGCAGCAGCGAAAACAACAGGCAGCGGUUAUCCACAGCGCUUUCAACAAUAACAACGGCGGCGGCUGUCCCGUGUCUACUGGCUCGGCAAAAAAGAGAUGGUUACGUCAGGCAAUCUCAGAAGAAUGCGACUCACCGAACAGCAGACCUGAAAGCCCGCCGCCGCUCCUCGAAACAGUGGCACCACCUAAGAAAAGGAGAAUUGCUCGGGAAAGCUUGUCGUCAGACAAUUACACUCCACCGACUACGCCGACUAUGUUAUUGCCGGAAGCGGCAUCCAACAGCAGAUUAUUAUGUCCUGCCGAGGAUGAAUAUACGGAGCAAGCGCAAUCGCCUAUAAUAGAACAAAUUGACGAGAGACACUUUGAACCGAUGUCUGUAAAGGAAGAGACCAUGGAACUCGACGAGACGGUCGCUCGCGAGAAACUCUCUAUCGACAUUCCUCAAUCAGACUUUUUCAUAAAGCGUGAGGAGAAAACAGAAGGUGUCGUUAUGAGGGAUGUAUCUCCGAUAAUAAAAACGGAUAACGCCGAGAUAAAAGAAGAAAUUUCACCAAAAUGCGAAGAAGAUGAUGUAAAACCCGAUUAUAGCUUAUCCCCCGCAUUACAUUCAGACACGAAGGUGUUAGCGAAGAAUGAAUUGAAAGCUAUGAAGAACGAAGCGGCCGACCUUAAAGUGGAAAAUUCGCACCCGAAGAAGAUACAAUCGCCCUUCGCAAAAAAGGAGGAGGAGACGCAGAUACAGGUCACUACAGGUACGGUCGAGAUAAUCGAUCAGAAUGAACCCGACACCGAAAUGGAGGAGUUCAGCUCCCCGCCGUGGUACCGAUGUGCCAUGGAGCCUGACGCGAUCCUCAAGCAGCGUGUGGCCGAGAUGCAGCUGGAAUUCGGCGGCGGUAUCGCCGAGAUCGUGAAUAUCGCGAGCGAGAACGAGAAGCCGUCCGAGGAGGAAGCCAUUGGCAAAUGCCAAGAGGCCGAGAAGUCGGAUGACAGCACGUCCAUCGACGAGUUCGACGUCGAGGCGCAAAUGAAGAAGAUCACCGGCGACGACGGUAAUGAUUACCAGGAAAAAAUCGAAACGAGCUCGGAACGGGAUAAAAGCAUGGAUGGGAUCGAGGGCUUGAUGGAGAGCUCCAAGGAGGAUUCGGAUUCUGAAGACAAGGACAUGGAUGACGAGAAAUUCUGCGAGCCUACCUUUAAGUUAUUCAACGUCAAUCAUAAGGAUGAGCCUCCUUUGAAAGAAUUAGACACCAAGAUGGAAGAGCAGUUCGUCGCCAUCACAGAUGACAACGCGAAAGAGGCGAACGAGGACAUCAGUCAGGAACCUGCGAAAACGGAAGAGUCGACUGCCUUCGUCGUAUCUUCGGAAGACUCUGUAUUCGAAUCGACCUCGUCGAAUGUAGACACGGAGUCGGUGACCGACCCCCCCAAGAUCUUUCACUCUAUUCCGCCGUUGAGCGAACGUAUUCGUAAGAAAACGACCGAUCCGCUAGUUGCGUCGAAAACGCCGGCGUUGGACUUCGAGGCGGCCAUCAUCGAGUCCACCAUCGACAUGGACACUGCGGAAGAGUCUAAGAAUGGCGAGCAAAAGUCGAUGCUGUCGACCGCGCUGCGCGAGCUCUUGGAAGCGAAGCUGGACGAUGAACCGGCCGAAGUGGCGAAGAAUGACGUCGACAACGAGGCAACUAACGCACCACCGACAGUUCAAACGACGAAAUUAAAUUCCCCCGAGCGCACGUCGACGGACACGCAAGACCCGACGACGCCAGCUCGACCGGAAGCUCGACCGGAAGAAACGCCCGCCAAAGAGGAAGAGACCAAACCCAAGGAGAUCAAACGAUUGAAAGAUCCGAGGACCGUGGUGCCGAAUAACAUGCCAGCACCAUCGGCCUUCAAGCCGGACGCACUGCCUCCAGUCAAGCGCAAGGUUAGAACGUUGUCUAUAUCGGAAUAUCGCAAGCGCAAGCAACAAACAUCGGGAGGAUCUCUCGCCGAACCGGAACAGUCUAGCGACACCUCUGCGAUGGAGAAGAGCGGGACGCGAGAUAGAUCGGACAGUGCCAGCAGCGGCACCUCGUCAGUCAGUUCCGACGAGGAGGGCUGCAAAAUGUUGUCUCAUUCUCUCGAUCUACAAGGCCUCACCACGUUGCCGCUUUUCACUGGCACCGAGGGUGAGGAGAAGAAAGGUGGAGAGGAAGGUACCAUCGGUUGGUCCGCAGCGCCAACUUUAGUGGAACGUCAACGAGAGAAUCUCACUGAGAGAUUGAAGCGUGAAUUUGGGCUGUUUCUCAGCGACGACGAGGAGGAGAGAGCUCGGAAGCACGGUUUGACCGCCGAGGCAAUACUGAAGGCGCGCAAGGUGUCCCCGCCUCACUCCUCGGUCUCCAGUACCCCGCCGACGUACCCGCUGCCGCAGUUACCGCCGCAGCCGUACAUACCACCGCCCGGCUCCGCACCCAUUCAUUAUCCCCCGUUUCAAAGCAAAUCAGCGCCGGUAUUGUACCCGAGUUUCACGUUGCCGCAGAUCACGACGGCCCAGCAGCCGGUGUACGGCAACGCGGUGACGUCACAGGCGACCGGCGUCAACAGCAAGCAAACGCAGCAGCAACAGCAGCCGCAGCCGUUCUUGAUACCCCAGACGUCUCAGGCACCGCCCGGCUCCAAUCCGUACCCGCCGCAUCUGACAGUGCCGACGAUCAAGUUCACGUCGCCGACACCGCCGCAGCAACAACCGCCUCCACCAUCGUCGACAGCCAACCAGACGUACCCGGCACAGUCGCAGCCGGGGCAGCCGCAGAAGCCGUUUUUCAAUCAUCCGGCGCCAAGAUCGUAACCGGCGGAAAGGGUAGUAUUGUUAAAAGUGUCUAAAUUAGUUGUAAAGAUGCAGAAUCUAUCCGAUUACAUGGAAGGAUCUGGAGACCGGGGCUCGAUGUCGCAUUCGAUUCUGCUUCAUAUCCUCGAUUACGGCCAGCGGUAAGACGCGAGUUAUUGAGAAAGUUAGCCCCCUUCUUCACCGAUCUAUUUCCUAUCGCACGUAGGCGUGGAAAGCUUUAAUAAUAAGCUCUUUUCCGAAGGAGAAGACAGGGAAUAAGUGUAUCUGUAAAAGACGAAUUCCCGAGCCAGGUCAGUUUCCGGUGAAAGUUCGUGGUUUAUUUCUUUCUCUCUUUUUUUCUUUUUUUUUUGUUCCGCUACAAAAUAGAAAGGAGACAUUUCCCAGUGGAGAAAAGCUGAAGCAACGCUUAAUUGAAUUUCAUCAAACUAUUGUCAAGUUAACUUAGGAAGAGAGUCCUCACGAAAAGUUUAGCGUUUAAUUUAGUUUAUCGUUCGCUUCGGUAGACGUACGCAAUCCCUGCGACCUUAACAUUCAUCGCUGGACGUUGAUUUACAUACUUUAUAUGAUUAUAUAUAUUUCUUAUGACGUGAUGUCAUGAUCGGAAUUCGUGUGGCCUAAAAUGACGGUAGCCAAGUAUUUUAGGUAACGCAUAUAAAACAGAGACCUGUUGAAAGCUAUAUCGGUAUCUUUCGCGGGUAACGGCCAAAAGUGUAUUCUCUCGAAAGGACGACGUACACUUUUUAUACCGAUGAAAUGGUGCCCUAUAACUGUUACGUAUGUAGUAUUAGUCCAAUUUUUUGAUAAGGUUAUCAAAGUCGUGAACACGCACGAGAUAGGCGCAUCAGCAACGCCGAUCCUGAUGUGUCGGACGUAACCGCUAACAAAAAAAAAGAAAAACUAGCUAUCAUUAUCUACAAUGUGCACUUUGCAUCAUUAAACUUGUCUGUACAUAUUAUUUACGCAUAAUAUUAACAUUACAAAAACGCAUAUUUAAUCUUAACUCAUAAAUAGACCAUGUGCAAAAUGUGGGUAAAAAUAACGUGAUGUGUAAACGCUGUUAUUUGACAUAACAGGAGACAAAGAGAAAAUUUAAAAAAAGAGAGUAGAGGGAAGAGAGAAAAAAGAUACAGCAGCAUGGCUCUAGAGGUCUCUAUAUUUUAUAUUUCAUUGUAAGAUGGCCAAUUAUUUAUAAUAAAGAGUAAAUGUUGAAAUUUAAAUUUGAGUUUUAUUUUGGACAUUUGUGAGUUGCUAUUAUUUUGACACAUACAUAUAUAUUUCUUUUUUUUAAUUAGACGCGGUGUAACGCAUUUAUGCUUACACGCGUGUUUAACUUCAGCUCUAUUUAUUUUAAAAUGGUUUAUAUUUUAGGAUGUGCGUGUCAGGACACGUCGGUUAUCUGAGAGAAAACAAGGCAAAUCUGUCAUGAUCAAUCGUACGAUACAAUCGUACGUUUCUUUUUUUUCACGGAAGCCUCAUAUGUACGAUUAUCAUUUAUUAGUUAAACGAAGCGAUCCUCGCGAGGGAAGAAUUUAUGAAAGAGCGAAAGAGCACCUCCGUGGAUUCGCCGAUUUUCUGAGAACUCGAUUCAUUCGUACAUUCAUUCAAGUACAAAAGAAACUUACUGAACGAUAAAAGAAGAAUGUAUUAAAGCAGCAUAGGAAUAAAUCGCGAUAAUUUUAGUAAAGCGAGAGAAUUGUGUAUAAGCUAUAUUGCAUAAAAGAAAAUCGCUUCAGAGAAUGCUUGUUCUCGAUUUUUUUUUUUUUUAUUUUUUUUUUAUUUAGUUUUAUUAAGCGUCUCGAGCAACUGUCGUAUGCAUUAGCGAGAAAUUCAUGCGUUUCUACUUCGUCGCUUGCGAUGCAAUAGAUUUAUGUUAAUGACUACGAGAGCGUUCUGCGAUCGUUUAAUGUAAUGCGUACGCGUGUGUCGGCGAAUUUGUUUUUACGUAACACAUAUUUUGCAUAAAUCAUGACGAUUACUUUUUUUCCUUUUUAUUUAGGAAUGUGCAAACGUUCUGCAAUUCGACCCAGUGAAAACGCGAUCUGUAUGUAUGUGUGUAUGUAUGUAUACAUGUGUGUAUAAUUGAAAUUAGCGUGCAAAUCUUCGAAUAGGUUUGACAGCGCGAGCGCGCUGUGUCAAACGCGUAUAUGUACAUAAGUAUGUUCAUUGUUAUCGAUGCGCGAAGAGGAAACAUGUUCCAAUUUCGUCGAGUGAGUUGUUAAUUUCUCUUUCGUUUUACAAUGCGUGACGACGCGUAUCUUCAGUCAGAUCAACUCUCGUGACUUGUGCACAUGUCGGAAACAGCGAACGACGACGAUGAGCAUUGAGGGGGAAAACAACGAAGAAUUAGUUACUUCGUUCUAACACGGUGUAUUUAAGAGAAUUUUUGCAGGGCCAUAAAUAAAUAAUUAUUCACUUUCCGCAGUAAUUAGAGGUAUCUGGAUACAUUGUCGAACUAAUUAUAGUACAAUUAGGUGGUAAAAAGCUGAAAUGAAAAGAACAAAACAUUCACUAGAGACUCGUAGGAAUUAUAAACUGUGUUACAUGCUAAAAAGUACCUUGCGUCAAGUGACGAUUAAAAUCAACGCGAAAUCCUAAAUAAAUGAGAUUGGGGAGAGAAAACCUGUCAGGAAGCUCAUCUUUGACGAACACGUCAGACACACCACAAUAUUGGCGAAUAAGAGGGGAAUACUUUCAUUUGUAACGUACGAAGUAAAAUGUUCGUCGCGCGCGUCGAGCACAAUUUCCUCAGCUUUGACUCAUAGUCUUUUUGGUUGCGAGUACAACGGAUCAGAAUUAUCUGAACAAAGAAAUGCAAAAUGGUGCGUUAUCGCGAAAGAUUUCAACACACGUGCCGGGGACAUACGCGCGAUUUUAAUCUCUUGAUCAUCGGUUUUUAAGCGAAUAUCAAAGUUUAGAGAUCUGUGAUUAGAAUGUAAGGCGCAAAAUUGAGUUGAAAUAUUUAUGUACUCUUCGCGAGAGAAAGUAUUUUGAAGAAAAAAAAAACUAAAUUUCUGGGAUGCUGAUAUUAGGGAUCUCCCGUCGACAAACAAUGAGAGCGAAAGAGAGAGAAAAUCCUUUUCACAUUGCUUUCGGCUGCGAUUUCAAAAAUGUAAAACAGACAUAUUUUUGGCAUUUGAUAUUUCUUUGUACUUUAGCCGAUAUUUUGUAAUAAAGCGUGUAUACUAGCGUAAGAGUUACAUAUUGUCGCGGUUGGUGUGACAUUAGAUAUAGAGAGAGAGGAAAGAAAAGGGAGAGACGGUGUGUGUACAGCUUGUGUUCGCCACCUGAGUACAGUAAAAACAUGUAAAUAUUUUUGUAUGAUAAAUUUAAGUACAUAUAUAUAAAUAUAUAUGUAUAGAUAUGUAGCACACAUAUAGUAUAAAUUCUCGUGGAUCAUUUGAAAUUGCGAAAAAUAAGCUAAGAUUAAUUGCUUUGCAGCUAAAUCCACUGUUUAUUGUCCGUUGUACAAUUUUCCGGUACUGCAUAUACGAUAUAUACACACACACACAUGCAUAUAUAUAUAUAUAUGUAUGUAUGUAUGUAUGUAUGUAUGUAUAUAUGUAUGUAUAUGUUUGUCUGUUUGUCUGUCUGUCUAUCUGUCUGUAUAAUGACAUUCUGGUAACGAGCAACACGAGUAAAUUUGUUAUUAAAGUAUAUGAUAGUAAAAACGACUCGUUAGAGUAAUCGUUUCAGUGUUGUAAAUAAAAGUAAAGCAUAACGAUUAUUAUCAUAUUAUAUUCGCAUAUAAAUAUAUAUAUAUAUAAAUAUCAACUUUAUAAUAGGCUCAGAAUACACAUAAUUUUUUUAUUUGCGAUUCACUGUUACAUGUAUGUGCCUAGUUAUAGCCAUGUUGCAUUAUUAUCUAUUACAUAUUGUAUGAUAAUUUAAACCAUACUAUCAAUUAAUAAAUGUAUAACAAGUUCUUCGAUAUCAAACUCUGAUAUAUUAUGACGUAACACGUGUAAAGAGCUCAUAUUUAGACAUACGUGAAAUUUAAUAAAUCGGAAUACAUUUUACGAGUUAA
This is a messenger RNA of Odontomachus brunneus, 13458 nucleotides long. RefSeq lists its product as uncharacterized. The transcript has 13 exons. The record is from RefSeq and is a predicted model, not a curated record. The coding region runs from base 1416 to 9434 and encodes 2672 amino acids. Gene Ontology annotation, molecular function: protein binding. Lineage: Eukaryota; Metazoa; Arthropoda; Insecta; Hymenoptera; Formicidae.